Messenger RNA from Stegodyphus dumicola, 831 nucleotides. RefSeq lists its product as uncharacterized. The record is from RefSeq and is a predicted model, not a curated record. Lineage: Eukaryota; Metazoa; Arthropoda; Arachnida; Araneae; Eresidae.
AUGACUUCGUAUAUUCAUCGAGACUCUCCCGUUUGCGUCAAAUCUGAAUUAGAUUUAUUUACCAUUCCUCCUACGCAAACAGCUAUAGAAAAAGGACAGUUUGUGGAAUAUCACCCUCUCGCAAAUAUACGAGAUGGAGGACCUAUCGAAUUUAAUAUUUCUGGCAGUGGUGAAGACUAUAUUGAUCUAGCUGCUUCUUAUAUACACGUGAAAGUUAAAGUAGUUAAGGCAGACGGAUCCAGUUUAACAGACAAAGAACCGGUUGCCCCUGUAAAUUUAUUUUUACAUUCUCUCUUUUCGCAAGUAGAUGUAAGUUUAAAUGAAAGAAACAUUUCAUCUGCGACAAAUACCUAUCCUUAUAGAGCCUUCAUCGAAACAUUAUUGAAUUAUGGGGAAGAUCCAAAGAAAAGUUUACUCACCUGCGAAGGAUUUUUCCAAGACACUUCACCUAAUAAAAUAGAUGUCUUAGCUCAAGAUGCGGAUGCUGGACUAAAAGCUCGCGGUGAACUUAUAAAAAACAGUCAAAGUGUGGAUUUGAUAGGACAAUUACAUUUUUCUACUGAGAAAGAUGCCGAUUAUAAAGUGAUCUUGGAUCAUGCUUCUUUGUUUAUCAGAAAAGUAAAAGUAAACCCUGGAGUCUCUCUCGGACAUGUAAAAGCGUUGGAAAAAAGUUCUGCUAAAUACCCUAUAGAUCGAGUAUUAUGCAAAACAUAUUCAGUAUCUAAGGGAAGUUGGUCUUUUAUGCAAGAUAAUGUAUUUUUAGGAUUGAUGCCCAAGCGAGUCAUUAUUACUUGUGUAGAAAAUGCUGAAAAUGGACAAUAUUGGCAAUGA